CACGUUGGUACCUCCCUGAGCGAACGCAGCUCACUGUCGUGCAGGUGUUUUGCAUAAGGGAGCUCCUCGCUUUCGCCUUAACAGUGUGCCAGACGCUACCUGAAGUCAUGGCUGACCAGGUGGCCGCCAUGUGUGAUCAGCUUGUCAAAGCUGUGAAUGUGAUGAUGGAUGCAGAAACAGGACAAAUUUACCGACUGGAGGCCCUAAAGUUUUGCGAGGAGUUUAAAGAGACGAGCACCCUCUGUCUCCCAUGUGGCUUGCAAUUAGCCGACAAAUCGCAGCCAGCUGUAGUGAGACACUUUGGUUUGCAAAUCCUGGAGCACGUCAUCAAGUUUCGAUGGAACAACAUGCAACAACAAGAGAAAGUCCAGUUGAAGGAGUGUGCUAUGCAGCUGUUAUCAACUGGCACUCAUACCAUCCUGGAGGAGGAGAGCCACAUCAAAGACGGCCUGUCACGAAUCACGGUGGAAAUGAUAAAGAGAGAAUGGCCUCAACAUUGGCCGGAUAUGCUGAAAGAGAUGGAGGCUCUCACUAGCCAUGGAGAGGCACAGACAGAGCUGGUGAUGUUGAUCCUGUUGAGGCUGGCGGAGGAUGUGAUCACCUUCCAGACUUUGCCCACCCAGCGACGCAGAGACAUCCAGCAGACGCUCACCCAGAACAUGGAGAGCAUCUUCAGCUUCAUGAUGGCCAUUCUGCAUGUUAAUGUCGAGGACUACCGUAAACUGAAAGGGUCUCCUGGACAUGAACUACAGGCCAGAGCUCACUGUCGAGUCGCUGUGGCUACGCUCAAUACACUGGCAGGCUACAUUGACUGGGUGUCUCUGGUGCACAUUACCUCUGGAAACUGUCAUCUGCUGGAGAUGUUGUGUUUGCUGCUGGGUGAACCGGACCUGCAGCUGGAGGCAGCAGAGUGUCUGCUCAUCGCCAUCAGUAGGAAGGGCAAGCUGGAGGACAGGAAACCCUUCAUGCUGCUGUUUGAUGAUGUGGCCAUCCACUACAUCCUUUCUGCAGCCCAGUCAGCAGAUGGACUGGCAAUAUGUAAGAAAUCCCCUGAAUCACAAGCAGUGGAGGUGGUGGAGCGGCGUUACAUCUUCCUGAAGAGGCUGUGUCAGGUGCUGUGUGCUCUAGGAGGCCAGCUCUGCUCAUUAGUGGGUUCAGAUGUUGAGGUCGAAGUACCUGCAAAUCUCAGCAAGUACAUGGAAGCCCUUUUAGCCUUCACUACACAUUCCAGUCAGUUUUUAAAGUCGUCCACUCUGGCAACCUGGGGAGCUUUGUUCAGACAUGAGACUCUAUCAAAGGACACGGUUGUUGUGGAAAUGGCCAUCAAAUACCUCAGAGCAUCUAUGACCAACCUAGUCAAGACUGGAUUUCCAUCUAGAAACGAUAACCCAAGUUGCGAGUACUCUCGUGUGGACUUUGACAGCGACGAGGAUUUCAAUUCAUUCUUUAAUUCUUUUCGAGCGCAGCAGGGAGAGGUGGUGAGGAGUUCGUGUCGUAUCGUUCCUCUGGAGGCUUUCCAGAUAGCAGCAGAAUGGUUACAGUAUCAAAUCACCAGUCCCAUUGAUACUGGGGCUACCACAUCUAAGACUGCUGAGGGCCUGUGCUCCCUGCUUUCUCCAUCAGUGGUCCAGUGGGACGCAAUGACCGUCUUCAUGGAGUGUAUGGUCGCACAGGUUUUCAAAAAUGUGGAGGAGGAGAAGUUGCCCAUAGAUCAGAGCAUGGAGCUGCUGCAGGCCGUGCUGAACUACGACACCAAAGACCCACUCAUCUUGUCCUGUGUGCUCACCAACGUCUCUGCCCUCUUCCCUUUUGUCAUACAAAGACCGCACUUCCUGCCACAGGUCCUUUACAAGCUGUUUAAAGCCAUCACGUUUGAGAUUGGUCAGGAAAACAAGGCACCUCGGACCCGAGCUGUAAAGAACGUGAGGAGACACGCCUGCUCUUCUAUCAUCAAAAUAUGUCGGGAUUACCCACAGUUCAUCUUGCCUUGUUUCGACAUGUUUUACAAUCACGUGAAGAAGCUGUUCUCGAGCGAGGCUGCGCUCACUCACAUGGAGAAAUGUUCACUGAUGGAAGCUUUGGUGCUCAUCAGUAACCAGUUCAAAGACUUUGCAAAGCAGACGGCUUUUCUAGAUGAACUGAUGGCCUCUGUGGUUGCAGAAUGGACCUCGGAGGAGAUAAGGCACGUGUUGUCUGACCCUGCUGUGUUCCUGUCCUUUGUUGGUGCUGAUCAGGUGGUCACAGAGCAAAGUAAAGACACAGACACAACAGGACUCAACAGGGGGCGGUUGAGUUUCUGCCUGUACGCCAUGUUGGGUGUGGUGAAGCGGGCACGCUGGCCUGCGGACCUGGAGGAAGCCAAGGCCGGUGGCUUUGUGAUGGGCUACACCCCUGCAGGAGCUCCAAUAUACAGAAACCCCUGCACUGCCCAGUUUCUGCUGUUGCUGCCCAACCUGUUGGCUCUAAUCAGGACCCACAACAGUCUGUACAUGCCAGCGAACAUGGCUCGUCUGAGUGAGACCUUCUCCAGGGCCCAUGAGGUGAUGGAUGCAGAGAAAAAUGUGGUUCUUGGUCUCUCUCAGCAUCUUCUGGAUAUUUAUGACUCUCCUGUGUAUAGAACAAACCUGGAGCGAAUGCAGGGAUUUUUCUCCACAUUGUAUGACAACUGCUACCAUGUGCUGGGAAAUGCAGGUCUGUCCCUGCAGCAGGACUUCUACACCAUUGAGAGGUUGGCUGAGGAAAUAACUGGCUCUGCUUUUGUCACUCUCGACCAUGUGCCUGACCACAGACUUCGCCCUAUGAUUCGGGUGUUUCUGAGGCAGUUGGUGCUAUCCUGUCCUCAGGAGUACUACAACAGUCUACUCUGCCCCCUGCUGGGACCUCUGUUCGCCUACAUGUUGCAGAGACUCAACGUUAAGUGGCAGGUCAUCAACCAGAGGACGUCUGUCAAUGAUGAGGAUGAGGUGGAGGUGGUGUGUCAGGAGAGCCAGGUGACGCAGGAGAUGUUGGAGGAGCAGCUGGUGCGCCUGCUCACCAGGGAGGUGCUGGAUCUUCUCACUGUGAGCUGUAUUUCCAAAAAAGUGCCUGAACAAGCAGCAAAUAAGGAGGAAAUAGAUGAGGAAGACAUGAUGAUGGAUUCAGUGCAGGCGGCGUCUCCUGCCCAGCCCACAGAGGAGCUGACUGAGCUGGGGAAAUGCCUGAUGAAACACGAGAACAUCUACAUGACCCUGUUGACCCUGUCCUUCACCUCUCUGUCAUGGAAGGACACCACUAACUGUCACCGCACUGCUUCCAUGGUCUGCUGGACACUUCUGCGACAGGUUGUAGGUGGUAAUCUUCUCCCUGAGGCGGUCACAUGGUUUUAUACCAGUGUUCUUAGGGGCCUUCAGAUUCACGGGCAGCAUGAGGUCUGCAACUCUGCCCUCUCUCAGCUGGCCAUGCUCAUCUAUGAAAACCUGCGGCCUCGCUACAUCGAGAUGAGAGCAGUGAUGACACAGAUCCCAAACAUCAGUGCGGAGGCUCUGGACCAGUAUGACCACAGGCUCAUUGACCCCAACGCCCAGAAGGUUGGAGACAAGAAGAGGAAAGACCAGUUCAAGAAACUAAUUGCAGGAACAGUUGGGAAAGCUCUGUGCCAGCAGUUCAGGAAGGAGGUUCAUAUCCGGAAUCUUCCAUCGCUCUUUAAAAAGCCGAAGCCAGACAAGGAUGUAACGAACAGUGAAGCACUGGGCCUGGAAGCUCUCUUCUCCCCGGAGAAUAAUACCCUGUAGGAGCACAUAGUGGUUCUAAUGGACUUCAUACUGACUGAAGAUGGAGUUAUGUGUACAAGCCAGGGUUUCCCUUUGCCAUCCUCCAGCUGAGGCAGUGCGGCUCUACCUAACAUAACUGUCAACACUCAAUAGGCCAUAUUACUUUUUAUUUCAACCCUCUGUGUGCCACAGCACCACUCACACUCACAAGUAAUAACUUUCCUCUGGUCGUUUGUGCAGGCAAGUAUCGCUCAGUAGAGCCCUUUUAAAAAAUGCCAUUGCACACCUUUUCUUCAGCUCCCUUUCUUAUACCAAUAAAGGCGGUAUAUGAGCUUUGGAAAUUUGUAGUAAAUAUUUCAGGUUAAAGACUGUUCUGUUUCUGUGUUAGAUUAUGUGAAUAGGUAAUCUUAAAAUGGCAGACUGACCAUUCAUUUUUGCUGUGGAGCAGAAGCUUGAUUGAGCCACAAAACUAUCUUAAACAGGACUGUAUCUAGCGUUUCUGAUAUUGGCCCUUCUGCAAAGGGCAAUAUUAUAAUAUUGUCCAGCAUCAUGCACACUAAGCUCGCCAGAUUUAUGAGACGAGGGAAUCAAACUUAGGAGCCCAGCUCUGGUUUGAUAGGAUAAUAAUAUCCAAAUGAACGAAACCAGUAUAAACAACAGCUUUUUGAUUUAUUUUUUAACUUCAAAAAAAUUAAAAUCAGAGGUCAGUGUUGGCAGGUAUGUCGUGUGACCACGCUGCUGCUGUCGAGGUGGUUAUAUUCUGCGCCACGAAGAAGAAAA
Molecule: messenger RNA, 4529 nt
Organism: Centropristis striata (black sea bass)
Lineage: Eukaryota; Metazoa; Chordata; Actinopteri; Perciformes; Serranidae
Product: exportin-5
Exons: 33
Coding region: 108-3770 (1220 amino acids)
Biological process (GO): protein export from nucleus; RNA export from nucleus
Cellular component (GO): RNA nuclear export complex; nucleus; cytoplasm
Molecular function (GO): RNA binding; small GTPase binding; nuclear export signal receptor activity
Source: RefSeq, a predicted model, not a curated record